This is a messenger RNA of Caenorhabditis remanei, 1323 nucleotides long. RefSeq lists its product as uncharacterized. The record is from RefSeq and is a predicted model, not a curated record. The coding region runs from base 1 to 1323 and encodes 440 amino acids. NCBI's taxonomy places the organism in Eukaryota, Metazoa, Nematoda, Chromadorea, Rhabditida, Rhabditidae. The transcript has 10 exons.
AUGAAUCAGCCACUCAAUUUUCCGAUUCCCGAAAAAUCAAUAUAUCAAAUGGGCUUCAACUCGACCGCAACUCAACCAGCAGUUACAAAUUAUGUUCAUGAACCUCAUCCACUAACGAAUCAUCUCUUGGACUUGUUGAAUCCACAAAAUAUGACUGAUAUUGACAAAAAAAGACAACUAUUCUCCGAGUUGAUGGCUCCACAUUAUGAAAAACAAGCGGAGAUUGAAAAGAAAAUAGACGUGUUGUCCGAUGUUGUCAAUCAAUUUAUCAAGUCUCAACAAGGUGUGAACCAGCUUAUUCUUGAACGUGUUCUGUGUGUUCAAGAACAAUGUUCCUCACCUAUUUCAAAUACAAUAGUUGAAGAUAACCAAAUGGAUGAACAGGAACCAUCGCAAGAGUCAACACAAACAGAAGAAGUUGAAGAUAAAAAUGAAAGAGAAAGUGAUGAACAAAAUGAAACAAUUGCAAAUCAACAAACUAUUAAUAAUCCCAUGCCAGUAUAUCCUGUUCCAAUCUCUCAUGAUGCGUCCCUACAUUCACCAAUUCGGAAUCGAUCUAUUUCACCAGAAAAAAUGGAAACUGGAGAGAUGUCUGUCAGAGAUUUCUUGAAGAACACGAUGACUGUUCAAAAAGCUGAUGAAAAGAUUUUAGAAGAGGAGUUAGAAAGAGAACGAGAUGAAGCCGCACAAGCAAUCAGAUACAAUAAAUUCCGUGUUAGAAACCGUCCAAAGAAAUACAAACGUAGUGCCGUUACAUUUACAUCAUCUCUAGAGUCGACGCCUGUAGCUACUUCAUCUGCGGAGCCUUCUUCAUCGACUAUAGAAAAUUUAGUAGCUGAAUCAUCUCAAGCGAUGGAACAACUUUUGGAUCAAACACAACAGGAAAACGACUCAAUUGAAGUUGAAGAAAAUGUAUUCCAGCCGAUUGUCGUUCCUUGUGUGCAGAGGGCAUCCGAGCUCGACCUAUCACUGAUGCCAUCUGUUUUCCCAACAACGUCUUCGUAUGUAUUGAAUUCUGCCUUGGAUUCAACAGCACAUGCUGCUCAAAAUAGUUUAUCUGCAUUAACCGACGCAAAGUUUCAAACUGAUCCAAGCAGUAUGUGGAAAGCUGUCGACAGUGUCACUCAUUUAUUAGUUGAUGCGCCAUCCCUUCUGGAGUCAGACCUUCGGUUUCCGGACCAUUCUCAUCACAGCAGUUUUCUUCCUUUCGUCCACGAGCCUCUGCAUCAUCGCUCUGCUUUUGUACCGGCUCAAUACAAUAAAGAUCGUCGGAUUCACCAACAGAUGGAAACUAACUUUUCUGAUAAUUUAAGGAGCUUGUAA